Messenger RNA from Naegleria lovaniensis, 1767 nucleotides. RefSeq lists its product as uncharacterized. The transcript has a single exon. Bases 1 to 1767 code for a protein of 588 amino acids. The record is from RefSeq and is a predicted model, not a curated record. Lineage: Eukaryota; Heterolobosea; Eutetramitea; Acrasida; Naegleriidae.
AUGAACCAAAUAAAGGAAUGUUACACCAGCGAAGUGGUAGUUGGGAACGCCAAUUCACCUCCCAAUUCAAGUACAAAUUCCUUUAUUGCUGGCAGUACUCCUCCACAACAUUCAAUGAAUGGACAACUGAGUAGUCAAACCACAACGAAUGGUCAACAACAUCCACAAUUGACCAUUCAAAUACCACCAAAUACGAUGACGACAACGAGCACUGCUGCUGUUGUGGUUGCCAGUGCUACGACUACAACAAAUUCAAGCCUCAUGAAUCACUCCUCAGCGGCUAUGAAUAAGCGUGUCACCAUCUCUUCACCAACCACAAAACAACCACAACCACACGCACACGCACAACAAUCAUCCACUCUCUCCAACGUCGGUGGAGCUCAUAUGGCCAGUGAAUCAGGUAAAUCUGGAUCCUUUAGUCAUACCUCUAAAAUCACCAUCCGCACGUGUUGUGGUGUGGUUGAAUUUACGAGUAUGAAAUUAAUGAGUUUGAUCGGAAUGUUAGUCACUGUCUUGGGUCUAUUGGUGUUGGCAGGAGUGGCUGUUGCCUCUUUCGUCAUUGCUCAAACCAAAUCGACCGAUAUCUUGAUUGCCGUUGGUAAAGUGAGUUCAACAUUUGAAACUGCCAAUGCACUCGUUUCCAAGACCACCUACAUUGCAAGAAUGCGUUCGAAUGAAAAGGGUGAAAUUCUCGUGAAACCCGAAGUACCCUAUUCCAUUGUUACCGCACAAUACAAGAACAUGACUCAAACCGUCAAGGACAAUUUAGCCUUUAUUUUAAAAUCAUUGGAUGAUCAGACUGCCUUUUCCAUGUUCAAUACGACAACCAUUGAGGCUAGCAAUGCUCUUGAUUCUGCCAAUUCUCAAACUCUACUCUUUCUUACGUUCAAUCAGAGUGUGAGUGCUCUGAAUCAAAUCUCUGAAGAAUCUUACAAUCGAGCAUUGACAACCUUUAAGAGUGGUUUGGAUCAAUUAUUAACCUUUAUCCAAAAUAAGGAGAAACAAAAGGAUUACAAUCUGUUAGGUAUUACUUUGGUUCAAUUGAUUGUCAUUGUAAUUUCUCUAUUCAUUGUAUUACCAAUCAUUAUCUUUGUCUUUUCAUAUGCCAUUAAUAGAGAUUCGCUGUAUUUGGAAAAGAUUCGACGUGCCAAUGCCAUCAUGCUCAUGGAUACGAUGGAAGAUGAUGGUUUGAGAGCACUCUUUAAAUUACACUGUGAGAAGGAGAAGAGUAUUGAAAACUUUUUACUACUUGAAAAGAUUCAAUAUUAUCGAAGUUUGUGUGAUCGUUCCAUUGAAUUACAAAUGAAAUUAUUCGGUGAUUCCAAUGUGGUGAGUGAUGUUUCGAGUGAUAUUUCUGGAGAUUCUCAACCUCAACAAUCUCAACCAUCUCAAUCACAAGCAUCUUCUACAUCAUCCUCCAAGAAAAAGAAAGAAUCUCCUCUCGAACGUGAAUAUGCUGAAGUGGAAUCUAAAAAGUAUGAAGUUGCUUUUGAAAUAUUCACUGAUUUCAUGGAAGUGGGUGGUGAUAUGGCUGUCAAUAUUUCUCAAUCUUUAACAGAAUCUGUAAAGAAUACUCUUGACAGGUACAAUGACAAACAAAUUGAUACUCUUCCUGAAGAUAUGUUCAAUUUGUUAGAGAAGGAAACUUGUGUGGUCAUGUUAGAUACUCAUCAUCGAUUCAAACAAAGUUUAGCAUUCCAAAAAGAAAUGAAGAUUGAUAAGAUUAAGGUUGAAAAGUUGAAAAAGAAGAAGCAUGUUGAUUUUUAA